AUGCUGGCAGGAAUUGUUUCAGGUAAGUCUAAAAUACUGUUUUCUUCUUGGUUUAGGAUCUUGUAUUAAUUGUCGAACGGAAAGAACACUUUCUUUAGCUCAAUUUAUAAUUAAUUUUUUAUUUUUAGUGUUGUCUGCAGUAAGAGUCAAUGAUAACAUUCACAUUAAGCUAACGAGUAUUCUAAACCCGUGUAUGCGAUUGCUCAAUGGUACACACACAUUUGGAUGUCAAUGUAAGUGGAUUUUCACCAUUAUUAUUUUGAAUUUAGCUGGAAGAGAAGGAAAUGUUGGUGUCGUGAUUGAGAUCAAGGAAUACGAAGAGAUUGAGGCGGCCGUUAAAAGUUUGCCAUGGGGAUUCAGCGAGCUCAUAGCACUGGUCGCUGUGAAUGAUUUAACAAGGUAAGGGCUUGGCCGCUGUGCUUUGCUAUGUUUUGGGAAGGUUUUUAUUAUAUUAUUCUCCUUUUAGUGAGUUGUUAUCAAAACUGGUAACUUCUACAAGUAUAUCUGGAAUUCUCUUGGUCCGAGAUCGUACUCGACCCUUUGACGGAUUUUCUGAGGAUGGGAUCAGCCCAAAUAAGGAGUAUUGUAAGUUGUUUCAACCAAAUGUUCCUUUUCUGUCAUGUAUAAUAUCGGGAAAUGGCGAAAACCUUUUUUCAAAUUGAUGUAAUUUGACUCUUACUGUUUCCAGCUCUGUAUGGAGAAGAAACCUUAAACUGGAAUGAGUUUGGUGCCUUAUCGGCGAGUGGAUUUCUCAAAACAAACGUCGAAAAACCAAUUUUCUUCAUCAGAAAUUCAACUGAAGUCGAAUUGCUCUACAAAAACGUAAGGGAAAUUUUUUCUUUGUAUUCUGAUUUUUAGUGUUACCACGCCUUUAAUUCAAAACAGAGCCUAUUUCGAGAACGAUGUGUUGCUCGACUCCAGAGCUUUAUGCUGGGUGCUGGGGAUGCUCGAUUGUGCAGAUUAAAGGAGGCAAAGUUUAGUAUGACUAGUGCAGAGUGAGUUGACAAGUCUUUGAGUGAUUAUGUUACAAUUUAGUGUCCGAAUAUGCGAUCCGUUGAAUGAUUACAAUGUGUUCUCCAUGAUUCCAGCAGUGAAUGCAGCUGUUCCGAAAGCGAAUUUAAUGGUGGUUGCGGCAAGAGUAGGUUCAAGUUUUCAGUUGUGGCUCAAAAUUUGUGGUUGUGGUUUGAGUCACGGUUUUAGAAGGAUUCAUUGUUUUUAUGAACGAAAGUUAUAUUAUACUUGGCAUUAAAUUUUUUUUGUUGAUUUUUUAUACCGAAGUGGUCUUGUUCUAGGAUUUGUAAAUAUUUAUGAUUUUGUUGUUUCCUUUUAAUAUUUGCACCUUUCCAAUCAGAUGUUAUAUUAGACUUGCCUUCAGAUGGACUCGGCCAGUAUAUUCAGUGAUUCCACUGGUGGCGACGUCUCAGUUCUGGUCUCUCUGAUCUCCCAACUCUCGGCUGCCAAGGCCGUUGGCUCCAAUCGCCCCAAAUUCGAAGCCAUGGCGUCGAAAUCGAAGCGUCAAGUGCUCUUUUCUUUCUUUCACGGAGAAUCCUUUGGUUACAUUGGAAGCUCAAGAUGGAUAUAUGAUUUGGAAGAGAAUGCCAAGAACAAGUCGAAGAUUACCAAGCCAGAGAAGUUUAUGAAGAGUUUGGUGCUGAACGAUCUUUCGGUUAUGGUGGAGACGGGACUUUUCUCGGAUUCAAGUCAAAUUUAUGCCCAUGCCGAUGGAAAUGUGGUCAAGAAGUUUAAAUUGGAGGUGCGCAAGGGGUUUGCGAUGGGAAAUGGAGGUUUUUCAGAUGUGUUUUUGGAUUUUUUAUCUUAUCCAUGGCAAAAAGUGGAGUUUUUUUUUUGGGUAGAAAUGGACAAUAAUUAAUAAAUUGAGGUGUUUAAAGGUGUCGUAUAGCCGUUUCGAGACCCGAGUUUGAAGUCUAGUUAAAUUUUUUUGUCUAAAUUUUUAGUUUUUUUGGAUAUUGCACAUGAUGACUUUUAUAAAAUUUUACUUCCAGAUGGACCAACUCGCCGAAAAUUUGAAGAAAUCCCAGAAGAAAAUUGAGACCCUCUUUGAUGAUGACCAUUCCCAGCUGCCUCCAAGCUCAAUCUACUCGGUGUUGAAGAAAAAAUCGAUCCCAAGUCUUCUCCUAUCCCCAUUCAAGGACAAAUACACGACGAAAACGUUGAACUCUUUCUUUGACACCCAAUUAUAUGAGCAUCCAGAGAAGCGGGAUACUGUAAUUAAAGCGGCGAAAGACGUGGCCGAAGUUAUUCGAGAUGUUGUAGUGGGUCAUGUGGGUGGGGAUGGGGCCAAACCGGAUGAUUUCAAAGUGGACCAGCAAUAUGUAAGAUACAUCAUGACUUAAAACGGGAAUUUAAUCGAAUUUCAGGUCGAGAAAUUGGUGGAUUGCCUGAUCUUUGACCCGUUUUGGAACUGCUCCUUCUUCCAAAAAAUCUUCACGAAUAGCACUGUAAUUUACCAUCUGAACUCCCACAACACAUACAUCAGAGUGGGUGGAGUGUCGACGAUCAGAGCGAUUACUUCGGCUCUCUUAAUUGAAGCCACUGGCGACACUCAAAGCGCGUUGAAUGUUAAGCAUGAAGAUGAAUGUCUGGCCAAAAAUAAGGAUCAGAAUGUAAGUUUGGGAGUUUUAUUUGAUCUUAUUGGAACCAAUUUUGAAUAGAAAGUAGUUUGGAAAUAGCAAACCUUAAGAAAAUUGAGUUUAUAAUUUGUGAUGGAUAUUGUUUUAGUUGUACGUAUACUACUGGCAGUUGAAUGUUGAGAAAAAUGAAUUCGCAUGCUACAAGACGACUGUAUAUAACACCGUAGCCAAGUCCCCGGCAUUUGAAAUUGAAGGUAAGAGGAGAAUUGGGGGCUUUGCCGGGUGUGUUUGCGUAGUCGAGUGGUUGUGGGCUUGAUUUUGACUCGAAAAGAGUCGAGUUUGAUCCCCUGCCGCAUCUCCUUAUCGGCCCUCGGUUUUUUAUAGCUGAACGGCUCAUUAAAAAGGUGCCAAAGUAAAAGAUCCUUCGCAGUACCGGACCAAUUGUUUAGUGUGGUACUGGUUCUAGAAAGGAGAGACAUAUUUUUGAGAAUCUUGGCUAAAAGACUUGGAAAAAGUUUGAUUUUUUAAAUUUUCAUGUGAUUUUUUAGACUACGACCUCUCGAAUUCAACCUACUCGACCUUUAUGGAAUCUCGCUGGGAGUCCGUGGAACUCGAGCUUUACUUAAAAGCCGAUAAUCAGCUACUCAUCGAAGCCGCUGUAACGGCGUUGAUCGUCCUGGCCUUAAGUGUAAUUUUGGUCAUCUUCCUCAACGAUUCGUGGCUUGUUGAUCGCGCUGGAACAGGCCCAACGGCUGUGUGA
This is a messenger RNA of Bursaphelenchus xylophilus (pine wood nematode), 3351 nucleotides long. The record is from the annotation of a GenBank genome assembly. NCBI's taxonomy places the organism in Eukaryota, Metazoa, Nematoda, Chromadorea, Rhabditida, Aphelenchoididae.